GUAUUAUACAGCAUAGUUUAGUGGGUAAGGUGAGCGGCGGAGCCACUUUUUCCCCACACAAAGCUCUUGUCGACGACGGAGACUUUCUAAAUGCCGUGGUCUUUUGCUGAUCGUUUGGCCAGCAAACCAACACCAACAGCAGCAGCAGGUGAUUCUCGUUCAUUCGGUGCGAAACGAGUGGUAAAGCAAAGAAGUUGAGUUUUGUAGACGCAGAGUUUAGUUCUUCGCCAAGCGUCGUCGCGGUUUGAAUUAAAACUAAACAUUUUUAAUUUGGACUUAGUUUCAAUUAAAAUGGGUGUCUAAAUAAAUCUUUUUUUAAUUAUUAUAUUAAUAAGGUGAUUUUAAUAAAAUCAAAAGUGAAGUGAUUUUUAUUGAGUGGUGAUGUUGCAACCUAGAAGGAGAAGGAUGAUGGUUUUUUUGGUUUGGACGUUUUUAUUUUUGGAUGGUUUUAAUUUUGUAAAAGGUGAAAACAUUUACAUUUCGCCGAGACAACGGAGACAAAACGCCGAAGAUGUUACCACGGUUCUUUUGGUGGACAACCACGGCCGGAAUUCAUUCGGUCGUUUCCUCAACGUAAAACCGGACCUUGGCCUAUUGACCUCUACAGCCAGAACCUUCAUCCAAGAGGGCGUUACAACCCAAUACGCCACCCAAGUCCUCGGAACCACCCUAGACAACGGACGACUUUACGCCCACUUGCUCACGAAAAGUUCACGAGUUCUAUACGAAGACUCACCAUCGUCCUCUAUCAAAGUGUACGAGAACCCAAAGAAAUGGAAGAUCGAAACCAAACCGGAAAACGGCGAAAGAAACUUCGUCAAAAACACCGAUUACGUUUCGCCGAACCAAAUCGAACCAUUCGUUGUUUUCCCCACGGUUAUUUCCCGCGAAGAAAUCAAAAAAGGGAAAGAAGAAGAAUUAAACGAAUCGCCAACGAACAAUUUAAGAAUCCCUUAUAACGCCGACGCCAAAUACAUCGCUUUAACAAGCAAACAAAAAAAAUCUAAACUAAAUUUAGAAGUUAACGAAAACGCAAUCGUUAAAGACGAUAUCCACCCAUCAAAAAUUAAAGAAUGGGACAAUUUACCCACAUUCACAGUAAGAAACGAAUUCUCCCCAUCGGGAUUUUCUUACCUAACAGGGGAUUUCCCCGAUUUCGAGGUUAACACCGAAAAGAGCAAAUCAACAACAUCAAGAGAACGCAAAGCCAAAUUAUUAUUUCGACCUAAAGAGGUUGAAAAGAUAGAAUUAAAAACGGUUACUUACACGGGAUUUGCCGAUUUCACCACGACAGUUGGCGACACGGUUAUUAUUUUUUCCCCAUCAACUUUGGAGGUUAAGCAGCAAACGGGACAUGUUACCAAAAUUAAAGGUGAAGCUACUUUGUUGCCAACAACGACGCAAUCCAUUCAAGAAAGUGUCAAAGCAUCCACGAUUUAUGAGAAAGUUUACACCCCAUCGAUUGAUUUUGAAGUUACAACCCCUAAUGUUGAAGAAGAUGAUGAUGAAGAUGACGAAUUUACGAUUUUAGAUAGUUCAGAUAGGCCAUUAAAGCAAUCUGAUGAGAUUGAUUUAGAUGCUAAGGUAUCGAUUUUGGCUAAAGAACAAGGUGGGACUGAGAAAAAUUUGGAUGAGAUUGAGAUGGAGAUAACGACGCAGGGGGAAAAUGUUGUUUUGUACAAUUCUGAUGUUAUCCAGCCUUCUGAGACUCAAAUUACGAAGUUGUCCAAGCCGACGCAUGAUGAUAUCUCGAAGCUUGUUGCUUCUUUAAACGCGAAACCGAUUGAGGUGACUCAAUCAAACUUAAAGAUUCCUUCCCAGGAAGAUAUUGAACGAAUUUUAGCUUCGCUAAAUCAGAAAUCAGAAUCUUCGAAACCAACUGAGCCGUUAAAUACGAAGAGUAGUUUUAUAUUGAGUGAUCCAUUUAAAAAUAUAAACACGGAGGAAACUAAAGUUUUAAGCGGGGCUAAAACGAUUUUCUUUGACGAUGUGUUCCCUACAAGUUUAGACGAAGCUUUUGAUGAUAAGUUAAAAGAAAAAGUCGAAGAUGAGAAGGAAACUACAACGAUUUUGAGUCAAACUGAAGAAGUAACAACUGAAAUGAUUGAAACAACAACCGAGGUUGAAAAUAUAACAGAAGAAAAUGAAUUAACAACAACAGAGGAAGUUACAACUCAAGGAAGCGUUGAAGAUAAAUGUUUGGAUGGUUUAAAAAUCCUUCCUACGACUUCGUACCAUCAUUAUAAUGUCUUAACAACGUUUUACAUCAAAGAGGGGGAAUCAACUUCAACUUCAAUUCAACCCGGAAUAAGUAUCUCAACGGAAAUUGGGUUCCAAACCGUUUUAUGCGACGAAUUAAUCGACCCAACCAACGUUUUGACAACUCCUCAACCAACAGAAAUUGAAAUCACCACUCAAAAAGAAAUAACAACCGAAGAAAUCGAAGUUACGACUGAAAAUGUAAAAGAAACAGAAAUAACAACCGAAAUGUUCGAAGAAACAACGGAAAUGACGAACAACGAAGAUGCAACAACAGAAAGCGGCGAAGAAAUUGAGUUGUUAGUGAAGACUUUGUAUACAACUUUCAAUUAUUUAACCACGUAUUAUUUGGGGAACACCUCAACCGUCUCAACAUCAAAAACGAUCCAAACUAACAUGAUAACAUCAACUUUAUUCCCCGGGAAAGAGAUACAACCAUCUCAAAUUAACGAAAAUUUAGAAACCCACAAAGUUAAUUUCGACGAUUUCGACUUAAAAGAAGAAAACAACGAAGACGAUGAAGACGAUGAUGAAGAAGAAAUCAUUGCAACCCCAACUUUAUCAUUAACCCCGUUUAAAAUUAAAACAUACUUCACAACUUACACAUAUUUCUCGACUAUUUUCGACGGGGAGGAUGAUUCGCGCGUUUUGAGCCGAACCGAAGUUCGAUCUUCAGUUUAUACCGAUUAUGGGAGCCCCAAAAUAAGCCCAACCGAUAUUUUAGAGGGAUUAUUAAACAAAAACGAUUACGAUAAAUACAACACAACGAUGAGUCGAGUUAGAACUAAUUUGCCUGUCGAAAACGACGAAGAGAAUGUGAUUUUACCAAGUGCGACUCAAGAUAAAUCUUAUGUUACGUUGAAUCGAAAUUUACCCGUUUUGGAAGGAUCGGAAGAAUCGAAUUCGGAUCUUAAUUUAUCCGAUUAUGAGAUAAUUACGAAUAUGGUUACGAAUGUUAAGAGCACGACCUCGAAGGGGGAGCAAAAAGUUUUGGAGAACUUAGAUAAAAGGAAUGUGCUUGAAGAUCAAGUUUUUUCAGAGUCGAAUAAUGAAUCGGAAGUUGUCCCUUCGCCCACUCUUUUAUUGCAAACUAGUUACACGACUUUUACUUAUUUUACAACGACUUAUCAUGGGACCACUUCAAGCGAUGUAAAUAGCAGCUUAAAAACGAUUACUAAUAUCGUUACGGAAACUUUGAAUUCCCCCCAAACUUUAAAACCGGAAGAUUCGGACCAACCCAUAACUUAUUUCACCACUUUCACGUAUUGGACGACGAGCGUUAAAAAGAACACAACGAUUAUUAAUAGCAGCGAAAAAACAAUCACUAACAUCGAUUCCCCGACGAUUUCUUUCACAUCAACCCCAACAGAUUCAAUCAUUUCCCCAACUCCGAUUUUAGAAACGAUUUAUUCCACAUUUACUUAUUUCACCACUUCUUAUAUCGAUGAUAAAUCGACGGUUUUAAGCAGCUUGGUCACUCAAUCCAAAAUCAUUACAAAAACGCCCGAAUUAAAACAAGGAAGGGCGAUUAAUUUGGAGGCGACACAAAAUCAAAUUAAUGAAGAUAACAAAAACAAAAUUGGGUUGUUAUCGACGUUAACUCGCGUUGAGGAGAAUUCUGGAGUUUCCACGAUUUAUUCCACCGAUGUUUAUGGGACUUCAAUUAAUGGGAAGUACAUUCAAGUCGAAGAAACCACAUCUUCCGUUCUAAAUGUAUCUUUAAAUCCAACGAAUUUGAAACCAACGGGAAUUUUAAGUAUAAAUAAAGGGAUGAUUGUCGACGCUGAUGGAGUGAGUACUUUAUUUUAUACAACCCAAGCUUUGGGCACUUACAUCGAUGAUAGUUAUGCCCAAAUAAUCGACAGUACAAGCUUUUUAAAAGUGGACGAAGAAAAGAAAUCUUUAUUACCGACCGAUUUACCGGCGAGAAGAACCGGGUUAGUCCGCUUCAUAGAGGGCGCGAUUGUUCAAAACGAAACCACCACGUUGUAUCACUCCAACGUUUUAGGAACCAUAAUAAACGGGAGUUACGCCCAAGUAAUCGAAAGCACAUCGAGCUUUUUAAUUAACCCGACCCCGACGUCAAUUUUAAGCGCGCAAGAAUCAACGAAAAUCGUUUUAACCCCUUCUCCUGUAAUGUUGGAGGGUUCUGAGACUACGAAAAAUGAUGAAGAUGUUGAAACAACCACCGAGGGGGACGAUGAAGAUUUAAAGGAGACGAAAAAGUUCCCGAUUAGAAAAAAUAAUUACACCCCAGCGAUCAGGCCGUUUAGUUCGAGAUCAUCCCGGCCGGGAUUCGCCCCAAAUUCAAAACGAAAAGGUGCCACAACGAUUACAAGAAGCGACAUAACAACCCCAACGGUAACCGUGGUCCCCGCGUCAAAGCAGCGAUUUGGGGGGCGAAAAAGCUCGUCGAAUUCGUUAAUCCUCCCAACAGCUUCGGGAUCGAGACGAUUCACCCGCCCCAAAUCCACAUCAUCCUCAGGAUUUAGACGAAGCUCCUCGAGGGUCCAACCCACAUCGUUAUCAUCAAAUUUAUUAAGUUCGCGAAGAGGGGGGAGCUUUAGAUCAUCAUCAAUCCGACCAUCUUCGCUUUUUAAUUUGAGCAGGGCGAGAAUUCGCCCCACGGCGAUUAAUUUUAACCGAUUCAACUCGGUGACUCCUUCAGACGAAGAAAACGACAUCACAACAGAUGUAACUGAUAACCCGACGGGAUUUACGGAUGAUUUCGAGGAUUCAUCAACAACUACAGAAAGUAGCAGAAGAAACCCACUUUUGAACCGAUUUAGACGCCCUAAUCAAAAUCCACAACGCGGAUUAACUUUAACCACGCAAAAAUCACCAAUUAAAUUAAAUAAAGGUAAUAAAAACGUUAAAACAACCCCAAAAUCAACAACUCGCCCACUUCAAAAUCGUCCAAGACCCGUUAAUGCAUUAUUCCCGAGGCGAAAUCUAUUCACAACCACGACGACCCCUCCCCCGGAAGAAGAAGAUGAAUAUAUCGACGAUGAGGAGGAUAUGGUGGGCGAAAAUGAGGAGGAUUACCAAGAUGAUAUCGAAUUACCCGCCGAGUCGCUGCAAAAUACGCGAAUUGGAAGGUCGAAUGCGAGGAUUGAUAAAAAUUUGAAACAAAAAGUUUUAAUCAAACCGUUUGUGAGGAGGAGAUUAAAGAGGCAAGUUCAACAUUCGAGGUUUCGGAGGCCGCUAUCAAGAACGACCACCCCUAAAGAAGAAGUAACCGAGACGACGACGAAAUCGAUUAAUAAUCGAAAAAAUCGAUUUUCUCAAAGGAGGAAAGAUAAUAAUACAAAAAGGAUUAAUCCAACGAAAGCUUCGAAUCAAGGAAGAACUCAAUUUACAAUUAGAGAUAAUAAUAAUAAUAGAAAUUCUAAUUUUAAGCGCCCAACAACGACGAUUAGGAAACCAACCCCGAAUUCGAGGACUAAAUUAAGAACGAGUUCGAAUCAAGAUGUUCGCAAAUCUGGUAGUGUUAAUAAUAAUAAUAGUAGUAGUAGGAGGGUUGUUGAUAAUGGUGGUGGUAAUAGUAAUAAUAAUAAUAAUAAUAGGAAUAAAUCUCGCCGCCCCACUUAUAUUAAUCAAGAACAAAUCGAUAAUAACUUUGUAAUUCCGAGUUUUGAUGGAACAAUCACGGUAACUCACCAAAUUCCAACGGAAGUCUCAAUCCCCAUCGUUAAUGGGAAAAUAACCGAAUACAAAAACAUAGUUACCGCAAAAUUUAGCACCCAAGUCCUCGGCCCUGAAGAAUACACAACGAGCAUUAACAAUUUUGGGAAAGAUGUAACCGUUUUGUUAUCAGAAAAUAGCGCGAUCAAUAACAACGGGGCAACCCAAGUUACGCAAUUCGUUUUAAACGAGACUCCAACAACCAGCGUUAUUUUCACCCCGACUUAUAUCCGGGGAAGAAAGACUUCGUAUUCGCAUAUUGUGCCUAGUACGAUUUAUGGGGUCGAGGAGGUUACAAACACGAUCCAACCGGCGUUAGCGGCCCAAGCACCUUUAGCCAACAUCUUAUUGUCGCAAUUAUUAUUGGGAAACGUGGGAUUCCCCCAACAAAACCCGCUAUUAGGCGCAUUCCAACAACCGCAGCAACCAGGAAUCCCCCAAACGCCAACAACCGAGUUUAAAACUCGAACCACAACUUACAUAACAACCGUAACUAAAGCCACAUCGACCGUUAUUCCUUUAACAUUCCGAGGAAAAGAGAUUUUAACAACAAUCGUCGAUACCAAGACCGAGGUGAUUACAGCGACCGAAUUUUUAACCGACACGGUCGUUGUAACCCCAACGAUUCCUAAUUUUCAAGCGCCUAAUCAAUUAAAUAGCUUGUUGGUGCCACUUUUAUUGCAACAACAACAAAAUCAACAAAUUCCUAUUUUGCAGAAUCCGGCGGGGGUUUUUAAUUUGGAUCAAAUCCAACAAGUUCAACAACAAGGAGUUUUAAGUAGUAAUGUUGUAAAUGAUGUCGAGGAGAAUCAAAAUGAUGCGAUUAAUGAAAAUAACGGGGUGGAAAUGGUAACGCAUAAAACCCGCAAAAGAAAAUCGAAAAAAGAAAAGGUUACGACCCCAACCCCCCCGGAAAAAGAAACGAGCGUGGUGACUUUGUACGUUUCGGGGCGACAACCUGGGGAAUUCACCACCGUUUUAUCGACGUAUGUUGUAGGGGAAGAAAAUAGCAGGAAAAAGCGGGAAUUAAAACCGACGGGGGUUAAUUUUAAUCCACCAAAAACGCACUUAUUAGAAUACAACGAUUUAAUUAUAGCAACAACCCCAGAAGAAAAUCUACAUCAAACCGAAAUUAACUCAAAACCCACCCAAACGUUAGAAAGCAUUUUAGGGGACGUGAACAAACACGUCACGAAAAGUAAAAAAUAUCAAACCACACAACAAAACGAGUCUUUUUUAGCCGUAGACCUCUACUUUGACGAAGCCCCUCCAAGAAGAGGUCACUACACACCUGGGGGUACCCGACAAAGUAAUCAUAAUGAAUUAAAUGUUAAUGUUAGAUUAAAUCGCGAUGUAAAUAAUAAUAAUUUUAAUAUAAGCAAUAACGAAGAUGGAUUAAAAAAACGAAGAGUCGUCAAAAAAUUGGUUGGGAUUCGUCCGAGGAACACGAAUCGUCCGAAAAGAAGAAGAAAGGUGAUUAAAAUUAAGAAAAGAAAGCGCCCGAUUAAUAACGACGUUGUUAUUAAGAAGAGGAGGAAAGUUAUUAUUACAAGGAAAAGGUUAUUACCAAAACCUACAACAUCUUUUAUAUCAUCAACAACGGAAGAAAUAGAAACGAAAAUGUUACCACAAGAAGAAGAUUUUAAUUUAAUCCAAGAAGCAUCUAAAGAGGAAUUUGAUGAUGACUCAAAUGAAUUUGAUGAAGAUUAUUUAAAUUCGAAUUUUGAUGCAAAUAACGAUGAAGAAGAUGAUGAUAUAAAUGAUGAUAACGAAGAUGAUUACGAUGAAGAAGAAAAUGAUGAUUAUCAAAAUCAAGAUGACCCAACUCGUUUAAAUAUAUUCAACGAAGAUGGUUAUUAUGAAGAUAAUAUUUACGAAAAAAUAGUUGAAUCACCGAUUUUCGAUCCUCUUUUUCCUGAAUUAUCGGAAUCGUUCGAUUCUAAUUUAUUAUUAAAAACGACGACUUUAACUGCAACCGAAUACGAGACGAAAACCUCGAUUGAAAUGAAAAAUAAAACGUACACUUUGGUGGUGACUCGAGUGAAUGGUGACGAGCAAAUUGUGAGUUCUUCGCAUGAAGUGUUCCCGCAAACGAAAACUGUUAUCGUAACCGAACCCGUACUUAGAUACACGACGUUGACUUUAUUAGACUUGGACAAUUCACUACCUAACACUGACACAACCACCCUUCUUCUUGAAAAUAUCACCACUACCAAAAUUAGUACCACUUCUACAAUUGUUGAAGAAGAAGUUAGAGCUUUAGAUGAAGCGAGAUACAAUCUAGCCACUCGAGUCAUGUCGAAUGGGGUUGAGGUGAUCGUUGCCGGCGAUAAAAGUACACUUCCUGGUGAACCGGAUGUAAGCAGAAUUUUACCAUCGUCAAUUUAUAAGCCGGUCACUUUCAAAGCCAGUACUUUAACCGAACAUAUGAUGAUGCUACAACCAUCAGAGAUUGAGGCGCCAACAACAACCUACCCGAAUCAAUUCGUAACAAAAACAUGUUUAACAACAUUCACCUAUUUAACAACGUACGUUGAAGAUGGUUCCACGAUCGUUUCUAGUCAUCAACAGGUUGUUUCAAAUAUUGCAACCGAAGAAAGAAACAGCGCUGGAAAAAUUCUACCUACACCUACAUCAACAGUGGGAAUUACUUUAACACAGCAUCCAAAUUUAUCUGUGGGAAUCUUCCCCACGACUUACACAUAUUUAAACACGAUAAUCGAAGAUAAUCACCCGGUUAUAAUCGAAUCAAAGCACACAGUAACUAAUACAGUGACAGCUCCCGAUGAUUAUUUAUCAUUGCUCCAACCUCAAGAUUUCGUUUCGCCGAUUAAAGAAACAAACACUUAUUUCUCAACGAUUCGAGAUCGCGAGACUCGAACUCAAAUUGUUAUAACCGAAUCGAUCCCGCCGAAAGCAACGACAUCCGUAAUGACGUCUUAUUUAGCUUUGGACGAUCCCACGAAAAACGAAGACAUCGUUACGACCGAUGUCGUUAAAACUUAUUUUAUAACGUACACCUAUUUUAACACGGUGAUGCAAAACGGAAAUUCGCACGUUCAAACCAACAUUUCAACCUCAACGGAUGUUGUUACGGAAAAAUUGUUUUUGCACCCAAAAAGAACGAUGAUGACUAAAGACGUUAAAAAGAAACAAAAAUUUGAGACCGAUUUUGAAAUUAUCGCAACGAAGACUUAUUUAACCACUUUUACGACGACGACGACUUUAUUGGAUGAAAAUCGAGAGAAAAUAAUCACUUCGAGAUCGAGGGUUGUUGAAAACGUCGUUACAGAAAGUAUCGAUUUAGAGUUGUUGGAUAAAAAGUAUUUAAAUUCGAUCAAGAAGGAGAUUGAGAGUGAGAAAUUGACUAAAAUAGCUACAAUUAAUGGAGAGAAGAUUGAAGUUACAAUCGUUCCUAUUAAACCGACGUCAACUUUAGAGAUUUUAAAAACUACAAUGACGAGUUUCGAAGAAAUUAAGCCGUCAAUUCCGAGUGUUAUAACUGGAUCGACGAUUGUUUUCGUUGAUGAGGAUGAUGAUCCUUUUAAAUUGGCGGCGAGCGAACCAACUCCAGUUUUGGUUCCGUCGAGCGUGGUGAAAAAAUUAAGUUCGGAAAUUGUUCCGUCAAAAAACUUGAAAAGGCACACCAUUAAAGAAACUACCCAACCGGGAUAUGGUUCCACGAAAAUCAAAAAACCAACCCUAAACGAAGAUGUUUUAGGAUUAGGAUCAAUUAAUAUCAAGCAAUUAACCCCCGUUUUAAACGUAAUGGCCGAUUUGAUUCAAAAUAAUUUAAAAGCAACCAAACGAAACGAUUCAAUCGACAAUAUUAAGAACGUAAAAAAGAAAGAGGAGGAAUUAAUCCAAGCAAGACCCCCUAUUUAUAUCCCAGUGGGGGGUUUCACCGACAUUGAAGUAGCCGAGAGUCAAAAUAUAGCAAAUUUUAAAAUUAAGGAGUGGGAAAAACCGCAUCAUCAAAAAUUCACGAACGAAUCGCCGUUAAUUAACGGGGGAAUCCCCAUUUCUCCCGGCGAAAUUAUAACGACGAAUUCAGACGUGAUCGUCGGCAAACCAGGAUUGGUUGGGCCAAGAAUUCCAAUUCAAAAUAACCAAAUUCCUUUGGGAAUGAACCCUCCACCUUUAAAUUUAAAAAUUCCCAUUAAUCCCGUUCACCCAAUAAUCCACGUUCCAAAUCAAAACGAUUACGUUGGGCCCCCUCCCCCGCAAGAUGAUUAUUUUGGACCUCCACCUCCUAUUUUGAAUCAAGAUUUAAUUCCGAAUGAAUCAUUACCCUCAACGAUCAUUUACAAUUUGCACCCAUCAAAAAUUGAGUUUAAAUCAAAUUCGAUGAUUAUGAAUCAAAAAAUUUUGGGGCUACCAGAGGUUAUUGAAAGAUCGACGGGGCAACCCCUAUUGGUGAAUAUUCAGCCCUCUCAAACGGCGUUGGUUAAUAUCCCUCAUAAUAGAACGACCGCGUUGAUUUAUGGGGGUUCGAUUGAGCCACAUAAAAGCGGCCAAUACUUCGAUGAUCCAUCUCCAUACGUGGAAUUAUCUAAUGGUGUGCCUAAAAUAAACUCGGAACAUAAUUUUAAAUACAACUAUAAAAACGUUAAAUUGGGGAAUAAUCAAAAACAAGUUAGCGGGGUGAUUAAGGUCGACCCAAAUCCGGUUUAUAAUAAUAAAAAUAAAGAAAUUAAGCCGUCUAAAACCGGGGAGGUCGUUAAUAACAUUUAUUUCGAUAGCAAUUCGAAUAAUAAGAACAUCCAGAUAAACGCGCCUCCCAUUUCUUUUGGAUCGAUACAAAAAGAUAAUGAGUUUGAUGGUUAUAUCAUUAAGCACGAACAAAAAUUGAGUCAAAAUCAUCAAUUUAGGGACCCCCAGAAAGUUUUUUAUUAUCAAGAACAUAAAUUAAUAAGUAAUCAGCAUAAAAUUUUAAAUAAUAAUCAAGUUGAAAUAAAAAAAAAUAAUCAAAUCCAUCAAUACCAACCUCAAAGUCAAUUGUUUAACAAUAAAAAUGUGUUCCAUUUGAAUCAACAAAAUUCAAAUAAAAAUCAAGAUGACUCAGGAAUGAAGAAUCAACACAAACAAUCAUUAAAUUAUGUUAAUCAAGAUGAUUUGGAUAAAAAAAAUAAUUUGAAUGAUAAAGAACCAAGUAUUAAUGUUUAUAAACAAAAUGUUCAAUCAUAUAAAACCCCAGAGGCGAUUAAUUUAUUAAAACAGCUUGAUCAAAGAAAACCCAACACCACUUGGGUCCACCAAACAAUUAAUUACAACUUAAAUCGGCCCCAAAUUGUAUUAAAAGGACCUUUACGAAAUAAGCAUCGUCAAAGACCGCGACCUCCUAAUUUCAUGACUCCGCCCGCGAUUUCAGCUCAAAAUUUGUUUAAUCAAGAUGAUUUUAAACGAUUUACGAAGCCUUCGAGUACUCCAAUGAGUAUUCCAUUAAAACCUACUCUUAAUAAUAAUAAUAAUAACAAUAAAAAUAAAAAUCCGUAUGUUUUUAAUGCGAUUGAUUUAAAUCAAGGUGAAUCACACAAUGGGGAUGUUAAUGAAGAAGGUGAAGUAAUCCAAGAAUCGAAUAUACAACCGUUUAAAAUAAUAAAUAAAACUGUUGGUGCAAAUAAAUUAAUUGUGAGGAAAGAAAAUCAACAAAGUAAUCAAAUUAAUCAAGUUAAAUUAGAUUUGGAUGUAAAUGAAGAUGGGUUAUUUACGAAAUUAGGGAGUGGGGAAGUUUUUAUAAAAACUAAUUUAACAAUACAUCACAAAAAAGAUGGUUUUUAUAGAAACACUCAAAAACAACGCACAACAACAACGAAUUUCGUCACUUCGUUACCAGUCGAUACAAAAAUUUCAACUCAUAAGCCGUUGAUGGAAAUAAAUCCGUUUGAAAUCAACAAUUUAGGAACACAAACCGAAAUUCCGUUUAACAUGAACAAAAAUGUUACCAAAAUUAAAAAUACCAACGAUUUAGAGAUCAUGAAACCUCCCCCUAUCAAAGAAAUUAACACCGAAAUGAAACCCCCGAACGUUAAUGUUGAGUACAAAUUAGAAACGAUUAAACCGGAGGAAAUCACCGAAAAGCAUCUUAAUUUAGUGCCCAAACCCCACGAGGAAAUGAUCCCACCCCCGAUUACGACGGAAGAAGUUUUUGGGUUAACCCCCCCACCUCCGAUUACAACCCAUCGUCCCAAUUAUAAAUUAAAAACGACGACACAAAAAGUAAUUACGACGAAAUUUAAUAACAAUUUGGUUUAUAAUUGGCAGCCGAAUGUAGUUUUGAUUAAAAAUGAAACGAAAAAGAACGAAGUUGCGAGGGUUACUGAAAAAACGGUUGAUGGGUGGAGUUUUGAAAGUAUUGGAGAUGAUAAGCAAGAAGAUAAAACGAAUUUUGUUACAACACCGAAAAUUAGGGAUGAAUUUGAACUUGAUAAAUCGAAAAUUAAUAAUGAAAUUGAAUCGAUACGAAUUAAACCGACGAAAAUUGAAUCAGAAACUAAAACGUCAACGUCAAUAAAUGCGAUAUUACCGACAUCAACGACAACAACAAUAACACCGAUUAUUUCAACAAUUACAACUUUAAAAGUGUUUGAAUCGAAAGAUAAUUUAAAAGUGUUUGACUCGAAAGAUACUUUAAAAGUGUUUGAAUCGAAAAAUAAUGUUGUGGAAGAAAAUAAACCGAUUUCUUCAUUACCGACCGAACAAAUCGUACCAACCCAAACGAAUUUAUCCCCGCAAAUUGAAAUUUUAACAACAAAAAUUGAAAUUGUCGGUUCAAUCCCGUCUUUAACUCAACAAAUAAUUCAAGAACAAGAAACGUUAAUAAACGAUCAAGAAAUUUUAAGAAACACCCCAAAUUUAGAUGCAUCAAUAAAAACGUCAAUAAAUACAUCCCCUACAACGAUGACCGAAAUAACUCAUUAUGGAACUUAUCACCAUCAUCAUCAUCCCAGUAUUAAAAGGCGCCCCCAAAAAACGUUAAUUAAUAAAAUCGUUUCGAUAAAACCAGUUUCGACUAAAUACAUAACCCACACCAUAACCUCAACGGUAACUGUCACCGAAACGAAGGUUAUUAAAACUUCGGGGGGUCCACCAUCGACGAUGACUAUGCUCGUAACGAAAACCGAAAUGAUUACUAAAAUUGAUACAAUAACCGAAUUAAUGACUUUGUUUAAACACACAUCGUUUAUUAAUACGAUUACGAAAACGGUUCAUAAUACUUUGUAUUCACCGGGGGUUAAAUACGGACAAAUUAAACCAACGUCUAUCGAAAAAAUUGAGGUUACAUCAAAUAUUUAUCAAAAAGAAAAUUAUGACGUUGAAGAUGAGGAAAAUAAUGAAGAAUUUAAAGAGGAGGAGUUAAUAAUAAAUAAUGAGAAAGAAGUGAAUGAAGUUAAAGAAAAUAAUCGCGGUGAAAUUUAUGUUGAAGCAAAACCGGAAGUUGAAGAAAACGAUUCGAUUUUGAUUGUGGUAAACGACAAAAAUAAAGGGAGUGUGAUUAAGGAUGAAGAAACGAUCUCGAGGGAUGAAAUUUUAGAGACGAACGAUGUCGAUAAGAUUUUAUUGGGGGGCAUCUCAAUACCAACCUUUGAAACGUCCCAAAAUGAUAAUAAUAAAUGUAACCCGGAGUGCAAAGCCACUAAAAAUGAGUUGUGUCAAAGAAUCGAGGGGUUAAUGAGGUGCGUUUGUCGACCGGGUUUCGCUAGAAUGUUUCCGGAUCAUCCUUGUAAACCAACUUACACUUACACCUUAAACAUUGGAUUGGAACGUUACUCAAAGGAUAAAUUAUUCUAUAAAGGAACUUUAUCGAAUCAUAACAGCACGGAUUACCUCCGAUUAUCAUCGAUAACUCAAGAAGGUCUCCACCGAAUGGUCAUGCAAUCUGAUUUACGUGAUAUUUACCACGGCGUUAGCAUAAACGGGUUUGGAAGCGACUCAAAUGGGGUUUUAACCAACAAUUUUAAUUUACAACUUUCCGAUAACGCCGAAGAGACGCGGCUAAAAGAAACUUUUAAGCGCUAUUUAAGAAAUAAUAAUUACAGUUUGGGCGGAACUGAGUUGUACGCCUCAAAAGAUAAUUUGGAGCACCUCAAAGCGGAAGAUUUUAACGAGUGCUCGAAUAAGCUGUAUCAUGAUUGUUCUGAUUACGCGCAUUGCUUCAAUUUAAAGGGAACAUACACUUGUAGUUGUAAAGAGGGUUAUUCGGAUUUAUCCGAGAAUAUCCAGUACCCUGGGAGGAUUUGUUCCGCUGAGAUAAUCGGGUGUGAGCGUUGUAAUUAUCACGGGACGUGCUACGAUCGCGGGGAUGAUCGCGUAAUUUGCGAAUGCUUCCAAUGGUACGCUGGGGAUGGUUGCCAAGUCAAUUUGAAAGUUUUAUUAAUCGGAUUAGUAACCCUUGGGGCGAUUCUUUUAACGCUACUUUUCAUUUGUGUCGUUUUAACUUGUUGUAAACGCAGCCCGAAGAAGAAUAACAUCGCAACGGGGAUGAGUUUUUUGCCGCAAAGGGUGCAACAAAAUCGUCAAAAUACUUUAGAUAGGCGGGCUAUGAUUCAAGAUACAAGCUCAGAGAGUGGACAAUCUGAUAAUAACACUUUACCGUACGUCCCAAAAAAGAUUGUGGCUCAAAAUAAAAAUCAAAAAUUAAAGGGGGCGCUCAAAAAGCCGAAAUUAAAUCAAGACGAAAAUAUGCAAAGUGAUCAGAAAGAUCGUUCGUUAACCGUAAUGAUUCCAAGAGCUAAAUAUCAUCCGAAUCAAGCGACUUCGAGUAAUAAUAAUAAUAAUAACAAUAAAAAAAGGAAAUCUUCGUCAACUAGUAACGAAGCGAAAUUAUUGAGUUAUUUAGACGCGGGGCCUUCCCCCGAUAAACUUUCAAAUCAAAUAAAUCAGCGUAAAUUUAGCUCGGCUCACAGCGAAUCUUACAUCGAAGAGAAACAAAUAAGAAAACCCUCAUCGGGGGCGCUAAUUUCGGCUGGAUUUGAAGUUUCAGCAACCGUAGUUAAUAAUAUGGGAACUUUAGGGACGAUUGCUACGACGUGCGGAACCGAGGCCGAUCGGAGCGAGAAUGCCACGUUAAUUCAAAAAAUUAGCGCCGAUUUGUUGUCGAAUACAACCGGGACAAGGUCGCAAUUCAAUACUUUAAGGAAUACUUACGACGAUGAUGACGAUAUCGACGAAACUAUGUCUAAUUGGAUGAAUACGCGGAUAACAACCGUUUCCGAGGCGAGAUCAUACGAUGAAACGACGAUUCAACCCCCCAUGAAAUCAUUCCGGCACGAUUAUGACUCAAAACCGUCAUCGCAACACCCAAAUGAUGAGGCAAAUACAAUGGCAGAGCGAGAUUUGGGUUCGACGUUUUUAUUACCUCACACCCAUCUGUAUAAACCAGGAGGGGGUAGCGAUAUAUCAGGAUUCGAAUCUCUCUAGCGAAUUAAAAAA
This is a messenger RNA of Onthophagus taurus, 15375 nucleotides long. The record is from RefSeq and is a predicted model, not a curated record. Lineage: Eukaryota; Metazoa; Arthropoda; Insecta; Coleoptera; Scarabaeidae.